Messenger RNA from Anisakis simplex (herring worm), 423 nucleotides. The record is from the annotation of a GenBank genome assembly. NCBI's taxonomy places the organism in Eukaryota, Metazoa, Nematoda, Chromadorea, Rhabditida, Anisakidae.
CAUAUUUCAGGGAUAUAUCACUAUGAUAAUUUAACGGAUUGUGAGGCUGCAUGUGAGGUCAAAUGUGAGGCAACACAAGUGAUAAGGAACGACGUCGAGGAACGGCAACAGUACAGUUGCAAACAACGCAAACCACCGCUUGUGAACAGAUUAGUGGAUCUAUCGUCGUCAGGAACAAUGAGCGUUCUCGUUGUUGCGGCCGUUCUAUUCAUCGGCUUAAUAAUGAUAUUGUGUUGUUGCUGUUGUCGAUGCUGUCGAUUAUGUUGUAACGACAACAAAAAACAACGAACAGCCGCUGCCUCAGCCAAAUCAUCGCGAACCAACGCGCAUAACUCAUCGAAUGAUCCACUGGUAGAUAACGGUGAAUUUCGAGAGGUACUCGAUUCGAAGGAUAUUGGCUAUUUGAAACGAGAAGUUAUUUAA